Molecule: messenger RNA, 1425 nt
Organism: Penicillium alfredii
Lineage: Eukaryota; Fungi; Ascomycota; Eurotiomycetes; Eurotiales; Aspergillaceae
Product: WD40 repeat domain-containing protein
Exons: 1
Coding region: 1-1425 (474 amino acids)
Molecular function (GO): protein binding
Source: RefSeq, a predicted model, not a curated record
AUGAGGUCCAUGAACCAGAAAAAGUUCCUCGAGCAGUACGUCUACGCUCUCGAGAAUGAUUUCACCUCUCCGAAUGGGGAGCCUGCAGCCUGGGCGCCCGACCAUCCCAAAUAUUGGGGCCAAGAAAGAGCGAAGAUCGGUCUCGAUGGAAACAGAAUCACGCCUGCGCUCAGUCCUGAUAAUCGGUUCCUUGCAGUAGGAGCCGAGCAAGAAAUCCAUGUUAUCGACGUGACUACGCAGGAGCGUCUUGAGGUGCUGCGCGGUCAUAGCGGGGAGUUGGAGAAGGUUCAGUUUGCACCAGAACUGGUCGAUCACGGCGACAAUCAAAAUGGGACUCGCUAUCUAUUGGUCUCAGAAUGUGACGCGGAGAUAGUGAUCCUAUGGGAACUGAACGAGCGGGGGAACCUCGUGCUGUCGAAAGAGGACAAAGAAAAGGCCGUUGACGCCGAUACCCUCGCCACCGAGACAUUGCAACCUCUUGUCUCCAAGCUGGUCACGGACCAUGGCUGGAAUACCGACGACAAAGCAAUUGACGCUCUAAAUAACGAGGUGCGGAGUGCUCUUCGUAGCGCUAUUACCCUGCACGAACAAGAACGAAGACUCUGCUUCCGCGGCCAGCUGGCCUCCUUCGGCAGUGCCGCCUUCAGCCCUGACGGCAAGACGCUGCUCUAUCUCAGCCAGAACGAGUCGACUCAGGGGGGAUCUCGGGACGCUACAUCCCUGCCCUGUGUCAAUGUGUGGGAUGUCGAGAAGAGAUAUCUCCGACACCAACUACUCGGCCACGCAGAUGCCAUCAUGUGGACUGCUAUGAGCCCAGACAGCAGACUAGUCGCAUCUAUUGCAUGGGACGGCACAGCACGGAUUUGGGACACUACCUCGGGGGAGUGUCUCCGCGUCGUGGGACCGCUAGGCGGCCAACUCUGGAGCGGUGCAUUCUCCCCAGAUGCAAAAUGGCUUGCCAUCAGCCAGGGCAGUCCCAAGACGCAUAUCCAUGUCUACGAUAUUAGCACAGGGGAGCCAGUGUCUCGCUUUGACGGAAGUCGUCGCUGGGCGCGGUCCUUGGCUUGGAGUCCCGAUGGGACUAUGCUCGCGUGCGGGACCGAUGACAGCACGCUGUUCAUCUGGGAUCCUAUCACGGGGCAGGAGCGGAUGCGCUGGCGUUUGGCGUUUGAGGAUUGGAUGAUGCGUAGUUUUGCGAGUAUUGGUGGAGUGCGGUUCCUGGAUGGCGGCCGGAAGUUGAUCUUUCAGAUCAGAGAGGGGACGGUCGAGAUCUAUGAUUUCGAGACUAAUCUCAAGCAGCAGCUUACAAGAGGUGCUGAAGAUCAGAUUGACCAAUGUCCUAACUCGGAGGUGGUUUGUUCGGCGGACUCGAGACUUAUUGUCGUUCCGGAUGGGGACGGGGUGUUGAGGGUUUGGGAUCUUUAG